UCCAUCGAUACCGCACUCCACACCUUUGACAACAUCCAUCGUGGCCUUGAAUGGAAUUGUCACUUGAGAAGGCCUCUAACACGUGAGCUCUCGCAACAGCCACGGCUGCGCAGCGCCAUUGCCCUGUAAAACCACCGUGAAAUGCCGACCAUCGCCAGUAUGCGGGGAAUCCGACAGGGCCGAGGACCUUGACCCUAGUCCUACGAGUGAGCCGCUGCAGCUACAAAAUGUAGAACGCGUCUCUAGAAUUACCGCGCUGGAAAGAAUUGAAUUCGCGAUUGUUCGAUAUGGCUUCAGCUGGUCCCAAAUCUGCUGGCGGCAUCGUGCCGACGAGGCUGCGGCAGGUCGCCUUCGUGACGGAUGAUCUGGCGAAGGCGAAGAGGCUGUUGACUUCUAUUCUUGGGACGGAAAUCGUCUACGAAGAUCCCAGGGUUGGAGCAUUUGGGUUGGCGAAUUUCUUGGUUGCCAUUGGAGGAGACAUCAUCGAAGUUGUUGCGCCAACCACGACGUUGAGAGCGAGCACGACUGCAGGGCGAUUACUCAAGAAAAGGGGCGAGGGUGGAUACAUGAUCAUAAUGCAGAAUGAGGACGCAGCAGCCAGGCGAGAAUAUAUCACAUCGAAUAAGCUCGGAAAGGUGAUACUCAACGACGAGCAUGAUGAUGUUGUUACCGUCCAGUAUCACCCGAGUGGCAUGAAGGGCGGCAUAAUACCCGAACUCGACUCUCAUCGCCCUUCGAAAGAUAACCCAAAGCCAUUGACCUCCCCCUUCUCGCCCUGGCACGCCUGUGGCCCAGAUUACAAAGCCUAUUCAGCCAUCAUGAAGCGAAAUACACACAUACAGUUGGGCGGUCUGGUUUGCCGUCUGGCACCCGGAGACGUUCGCCACGAAGAGGCGCCGAGGCAAUGGGAGGAUAUGUUUGGCGUUGCGCGAAGCCGCGACCUGCUAGCUUUUACGAACGCCCGACUGGGCUUCAUGCGCGGCGAGGAAGGGAAGCCGGAGGGAAUAGUAUCUAUUUCCAUUGGUGUUACAGGUCAAGAUACACUUCAGGGAAUACUCGACCGGGCUAGCAAAGAGGGGCUCCUCGAGGAUGGCUGGGUAAAUCUGCUAGGGGUCAAGUGGUCUUUUUAUUUGGCUUCAUUCGGGAACGCAAAGACUAAAUUAUAGACCAAACGCGCGUGAAAGAGGUUGAAUAUCAUCAUUACAGGCAUCGUUCGACUUC
Molecule: messenger RNA, 1221 nt
Organism: Mytilinidion resinicola
Lineage: Eukaryota; Fungi; Ascomycota; Dothideomycetes; Mytilinidiales; Mytilinidiaceae
Exons: 5
Coding region: 288-1166 (292 amino acids)
Source: RefSeq, a predicted model, not a curated record